AUGACACUCGCCUCCGAGAUCCUCGCCGUCCUCAACCACACCGCCCAAACGCUCGGGCGCGUCUCCUCCCCCGACACACACGCGUAUGUACCCGCGGAGCACUGCCGUCUCGCCCUGCAGGGGCUCAUCAUAACAGCCGAAGCCGCGGCGAGGGUGGCAGAGACGGAGAAGCUGAAGGCGGAGGCGAUGAUGGUGCGGAGCGAGACGCUCAAGAUCAAUGCGGAGAUGGAGAUACUUAAAGCGGAGGCGGAGAAGGCUGGUAGGGAGGUUGAGAGGGUGAAGGCGGAGACGGAGAGGGUGAAGGUGGAGGCAAUGAUUGAGAAGAUGAUGAUCGAUGCGGAGACGGGGAGGGUGAAGGCGGAGACGGAGAAGGCUGAGAAGGAGGCUGAGAGGGAGGCUCGGAGAGCGGCGUUGGAGACCGAGAGGGUGAAGACAGAGGCGAUGAUUGAGAAGAUAAGGAUCGAUGCGGAGACGGAGAGACUGAAUGCGGAGACGGAGAGGGUGAAGGCGGAGGCCAUGAUUGAAAAGAUGAGGAUUGAUGCGGAGGUGGAGCGGGUGAAGGUGGAGGCGCGAAAGGCCAGCAAGGAGACCGAGAAGCCGGUGCAAUCGCAGGAGGGGGAAAGGCCGAAAUCAGGUGAUGAUGAGACGAUGUCGGAGGUGGUGUUUCACGGGAGGAUGAAGGCGGAGACGGAGCAGAGGAAGCCGGCGGCGGACAAGGGCGAGCAGGAGAAGCGGAGAGUGGGGAGUCAGCAGAAGAGGAAGGUACAUGUUUGGGGAAAUAGCCAGUGCUAA
Morchella importuna is the source of this 792-nucleotide messenger RNA. RefSeq lists its product as uncharacterized. NCBI's taxonomy places the organism in Eukaryota, Fungi, Ascomycota, Pezizomycetes, Pezizales, Morchellaceae. The coding region runs from base 1 to 792 and encodes 263 amino acids. The transcript has 2 exons. The record is from RefSeq and is a predicted model, not a curated record.